CGCGGGGCGGGGACGCGGCGACGCCGGCGCCAGCGGGUCCCGUGACCGUGCGCCCCGCCUGGAACCGCCGCGGUCAUGCAGUCUCCGGCGGUGCUCGUCACCUCCAGGCGAGUUCAGAAUGUCCACACAGGCCUCGACCUGACCGUGCCCCAGCACCAGGAGGUGCGGGGCAAGAUGAUGUCAGGCCACGUGGAGUACCAGAUCCUGGUGGUAACCCGGCUGGCUGCGUUCAAGUCGGCUAAGCACAGGCCCGAGGAUGUUGUCCAGUUCUUGGUCUCCAAAAAGUACAGCGAGAUCGAGGAGUUCUACCAGAAACUGAGCAGUCAUUACCCCGCGGCCAGCCUUCCCCCACUCCCCAGGAAGGUCCUGUUCGUUGGGGAGUCUGACAUCCGGGAAAGGAGAGUCCUGUUCAAUGAGAUUCUGCGCUGUGUCUCAAAGGACGCCGAGUUGGCAGGAAGCCCAGAGCUGCUAGAAUUCUUAGGCACCAGAUCCCCGGGGGCUGCGGACCUCACCAGCAGAGAUGUCUCUGUCCUAGAGGCACACAACCAGGCCCGGGACGACGGGGAGGCUUUUGACUUCUUCAAGCAGCAGGACCAAGCGGAGGAUGAGGGUCUACCCAUCCCAGGCCUGCAGGGUCAGGAUGCAGGGAAAUCCUCUGAGGAGGAAGAGGAAGAGGCACUGGACCCUCUGGGCAUCAUGCGCUCCAAGAAGCCCAAGAAACGCCCAGAAGUAGCCAUGAAGCCCAAACCCUCACCCCGACUCACCAUCUUUGAUGAGGAGGUGGACCCUGAGGAGGGGCUCUUUGGCCCAGCUCCGAAGCUCUCCUCCCCCAAGGGCCCCGCAGAGGACAUGCCCCUCAAGGACCCCCUGAAGUUGUUUGAAGAUCCUGAUCUCGGCGGCGCUGUCCCCCUGGGUGACCCCUUACUGCUGCCUGCUGCCCAUAGGAGUGGAGGGCCCAUGCCCCACCCGGAGCUAUUCAGAGUUGAAGAAGACUUGGACCAGAUUCUGAACCUGGGGGCUGAGCCCAAGGCCCAGCCUAAGCCCAGACCACCAGUGGCAGCUAAGCCAGCGCUACCCAGAAAGCCAGCUGUGCCCCCCAAAGCGGGCCUGCCUGAGGCUGUGGCGGAGCAGCAGAAGCAGCAGCAGCAGAUUCAAGCCAUGGACGAGAUGGACAUCUUACAGUAUAUCCGGGACCAUGAUGCACCUGGCCAGGCCACCCCCAGCCUCUUCUGACCCUCCCACCCCUGGGCUGGCAGAGCCUCUCCCCUGCAGGGAUGUGGUGAGGUGGGCACAUGCCCUGCUGGGGUGGGACCUGUAUUCCCAAGGGAGGGGGGUGGCCGCCCAGGUCACAGGACCCCUGUACUACUACCUUGUUCCUUUUUUGUUUUGUCUGGAGUGUCAGAGAACCCUGUGGGGCACAGAGAGAGAGGUCACCAUAGGAAUUGGAGCCCAAAUUGUCUCAGCCAUGUGGCUGUGGAGGGAGAGCUAACCAGCUCAGCCCCCAGGAUGAAGGGAGACCAGAGGGGCUCCAGGAAACUGUAUCUACUGCAUAGUAGGGAGGGUCUGCCCAGCCUGGGGGGAGGGGGUGGAGUCCCUGUGAUGUAUGGCUCCUGGGGACCUGUAGGCUCUGAGAAGGUCCCCAGGGGAUGGGUGCUGAGUGGGUGCCUGGGAGAGCUCUUGGUUGGGCAGGGUGUCCCCAACCCUGGGCUGGCUCUGGUCACCAGGUGCUAAUAAGCAGCAUGGAAACUUCCCAUGUUUCCAACUUGAGGGAGACCUGAAGCCCAGCCCUGCCUCUCAAGCCUGACAAGCCGCUGGUCUCCCUCCCUCCUCCUUUCCCAGGGAAGGCCUAGCCACACAUUGGCCUUUUUGGGCCUCUGGCCCCAUGGCCAGUAUCCAGCUUUGCAGCUCUGAGCAGAAUGGUCAUAGCAUCCUCUAGCGCUCUGCCUGGGCCUCCAGCUGGGGUGUUCUACUCCCAGUGGGCCUCGGCAGGACGCUCUUGGCUGCCACUUCGAGCACUCUGUCCAGUGGCACAUGCGGCCAGGCCUCCCCUGUCCCCCAGAUCUGGACAUGCUCACUGGCCUUUCAGCAGUCGGGGCCGCCUUUCCAGGGAGAAGGAGCCCUGUGCCGGAGCAGGGCCAGUGCCUUAGACUUCUCCUGGAUGCCCCACACCCCGGCACGCGGGUCUGCGCAUGGCACAGCGCUCAGGAAAUUCUCAGUGAAUGAUCUUUAAUAGAGCAAAGAAUCUCUUUUUUGAUAUAUUCUUUGUGUCCAGAACUAGUUUUUAACGAAACACAGUUUUUAAUGAAACACAACCACUGUUGUUCCUUGGCUUUUCCUGCUUGACAGAGACAUUGGAAGGGGGUUUGGGGCUAGGCCCCCAGACGCUUUCCUGAUCAGGGCCAACAGCCAGCCCUGAGGGAGGCCCCCUGGCCAAGCUGGAUUCUUGCCGCCUUCAGAGUCUCUAGAACCCUGCUUCUGUGCUGUGCCUGGUCCUGCGGGGUGGGGGGGGUGGGGGGGCGAGGGGGGGGAGGGAGGGAUCACUCCCUCUGCCCUGUGCUGUGUCUCAUGUACCCUGGCACCCUCGUCAGCUGUCCAGUCUGAGAAGACUGCCCUUCUCCAGCCUGGGCCAGAGCUACAGGAAAUCGGCACUUGUGAGGUCUGAGAGCUGAAUGCCUUCUCCUCUGGCCUCACCCGGCCUCCAAGGCCGCUCUCUCCAGGGCCCGGAACUGGCCCCGAUGGCUGCACUUCCCUUUCACUGCCAGACCUCCACGUCCCCACCCCGGAAGGCCUCGGAGAGAGUGAGUGCCGACGUGAGGGCUGCCUCUCUGUUCCCUCUCCUGUGCCAGCUCCCCACUCACCACCGCCCACCAGCUGUGGCAUAGGGGCAGAGGGCUCAGCUGGCAGGUGCCUGGAGCCCUUGGGGGCUGACCCGCUGGAAAGGGUCACAGAUGGAACCUGCCAUUGUGGUAUGGGUGGUGUGGGUUCAUCCACUGUGUCUGGUGCUGCCUAGACACUUAUGAAGAUGUGCACGUCCCCCGUAAUGAUGCUCAAACUGUGGCUGGUUCUCCACCAUGGGUCUGUGACCUACUGGUGAAUUGAUGACACCCAGUAAUCCAAUAAAGUUCAUGUCAGUGACUCA
Molecule: messenger RNA, 3139 nt
Organism: Leopardus geoffroyi (Geoffroy's cat)
Lineage: Eukaryota; Metazoa; Chordata; Mammalia; Carnivora; Felidae
Gene: HS1BP3
Product: HCLS1 binding protein 3
Exons: 7
Coding region: 76-1233 (385 amino acids)
Molecular function (GO): phosphatidylinositol binding
Source: RefSeq, a predicted model, not a curated record